AUGAAGAUGCUGCUCAGCUGCUCUGCUUGCCUCCUCCUCCUCCUGCUCAGCUGCCUGAGUGAACCUGCGGCGAGCCGAACUCUGCAUCUGGACAGCUGCUCUGUCAGUGUUCACACACAUGAGCUGCGCAAAUACUACUCAGACAUACGAUCAAAUGCGAUAUCAGGAGAUGAUGAGAUCGAAAUCAAACUGUUGGAUAGAUCACUGAUGAAAAAUGUUCAGGAGGGUCAGACCUGCUGUUUCUUGCGUCUGGUGCUGCGUUUCUACGUUGAGAGAGUGUUCACCAACUAUGCCUCUUCUGAGCCACAGCACCAACGCUGCUCCAGCGCCCUGGCCAAUGCAUUCGUCAGCAUCAGAAGAAAUAUCCAUAAAUGUCACUGCCACUGUGGAGAAGAAACCCAAAGAACAAUCGAUUCAGUGCACGCUGAGUUUAUCAAGCUACAAGUAAACAAGGCAGCACAGAAGGCAGUGGGAGAGCUGGACACUGUGCUGGAGUGGAUGGAGGCACUUGGACCCAAAACACAAACAAAAUGAGCUACUCCUUAC
Molecule: messenger RNA, 546 nt
Organism: Archocentrus centrarchus (flier cichlid)
Lineage: Eukaryota; Metazoa; Chordata; Actinopteri; Cichliformes; Cichlidae
Gene: il20
Product: interleukin 19 like
Exons: 5
Coding region: 1-534 (177 amino acids)
Source: RefSeq, a predicted model, not a curated record